Molecule: messenger RNA, 1300 nt
Organism: Lemur catta (Ring-tailed lemur)
Lineage: Eukaryota; Metazoa; Chordata; Mammalia; Primates; Lemuridae
Gene: TSLP
Product: thymic stromal lymphopoietin
Exons: 4
Coding region: 1-663 (220 amino acids)
Molecular function (GO): cytokine activity
Source: RefSeq, a predicted model, not a curated record
AUGGGCCCUCUGUGUCCUGGGAACGAGAGGCAAAGACUGGUGCCUGAGCGCUGGCCCCUAAGGCAGGCCUUGCAGGUCUCGACACCAUUCAGUCUUGGUGGGACGAGCUUAGUGUGCAACUUGGGUGGAACUGGCUUUCCAAAUACAUUCCCUGAUGCCUUACUAUUUGUUCUGUCAGCUUUUUUCAGGAAGAUCUUCAUCUUGCAACUAGUAGGGCUGGUGCUAACUUACAACUUCACUAACUGUGACUUUGAGAAGAUUAAACAGAAAUAUCAGAAAACUAUUUAUGGUGACCUGAAGGAAUACAUGAAUGGGACCAGAAGUACCCGGUUCAACAGCACUGUCUCCUGUAACAACCGGGCAGAUUGCCUCGCUGCCAUCGAGCGCUUAACCUUCAGGUCCCCCCGCGGCUGCGCGUCCCUCGCCCGGGAGGCGUUUGCGCUGAGAACCGACGCGACCUUCACGCUCCAGUGCCCGGGCUACCCGAGCGCUCAGAUACAUAAUACCCAGGCAGUGAAGAAAAGAAAGAAAAGAGAAGUCACAACAAAUAAAUGCCUGGAACAAGUCUCACAAUUACUAGGAUUGUGGGGUCGUUUUUGUCGAACUUUUCGGAAACAAAAUAAACGAUCUUUAUUACAGUCAUAUCUCUCAGCAGGAAAGUAAAUCAUCUUUGUUAAGUAGGUGGAAAAUUAACUCUAACUGUGAUAUUUAAAACACCACCAAUGGUUGUUUUUUUAACUACAGAAAGGUUUCUUAACUUAUUUUUGCAAGCUUUUAUUUUUUAAUGUAAGUUUAUAAUGCAGGAGAAGUACUACCCCUCAAAUAUUGGGGAAACUUCUAUAACAUUGAUGAAUGGCUAAUGAUGGUAAUUCUCAGUUGGAACUGUAUAAACCUUACUCCAGGGAAAAAUCUAAAAGUGCAGCAGAAGGAGAACUUCCUCCCUUGAAGAAGGAAAAAUGAUGAACUCAAUGAUAGCAUCUAAAACUCUGUUUAAAAGGCAGGCAUUUCUUCUACAUGUAAUGACACUUGUGUUGUCAUACAAAAAAGUUACAAAAGAAGAAAAUAAAAGCAAAAGAGGGUACACAAAUGUUAUAAAUAUAAUGAAGCAAUUUGAAAUAAUUUUCAAGCAAAACAUUGUAAAAGUAUUGUAAGGCAAAUCUUUUAAGGCAAAUGGUUUAUACAAAUAGAUCCUGUAGAAGUACCUUUGUCAUAGCUACAAUAUAUAUUUUUUUACAUUUAUAGAAUGUAUUUUUAAUUUAUUUUGUGAGCACUUUUGAAAAUGUACAUGUUCCUUUGUAGU